CACGCACACAAUACAAUUCACAUACACAGUGAAAUUUUCUAUCAGGGCGUCAAACAAUUUUAUUACAAAUAAAACGUUAAUCUUUAUAGUAUGAUACAGUGAAAAACAAAUAUUUCGCAAUGAUAUUUUGACAUUUAAUCUACAAGUACAUGUGUAUUUACAAUGAUUGUUAUAAAGUUGCAAAAUAACUUCGAACAUAAUUCAUUGACAUCAUUGCUUCGUGCCGAUUUAUUAGCGUUACCUUAUAUGUUGCUGAGCGAGCGAAAGAAGUCGAUUUUAUAGAAUUAAAUGUGUUUUAUCAUUUACUACGACAAAGUGAUACAGUGUCCAAUGCUAACCAGUUUAAUUACCAUUGCCGUUUUAAAAGUUAACGCACCGAUAUGUGCUUGUAGAAAAUAAUGAAAAAAGCUUUAAAAAAGAAAAAAUUCUCUAAGAAAUCUCGGUAUAACUGUGAAGAAUUACUUUUUUCCUAAUGUUUUAAUAAAUAUUAUUUACGAAAGUUAGAAGUUCUCUGUUUGUCAAGUUAUCAGGAACACCUGUGAAAAUCGGAGUGGAAGCAGUGCAACGUAUCAUGAAUGUGGUCAGCAUAGCGGAGAGGCGGUGUCGGGAAGGUGGUUGACACGCCUUCAAAUCUUUGAGAUGAUCGAAAGUGUGUCACGCAGAGCGUUGAGUGGCUCCAGUGGGAGCUACCACGUUCGUGGUGCUGAAUUAGCAAGAAAUCGUAGAUUAAAAUCUUUAUCUGCAACUGUUGUUUUCCUUGAUGAUACUCAACACACAUUUCAGUUAGAUAAAAGAGCAAAAGGUCAAGCAUUAUUGGAUUUGGUAUUUCAACACUUGGAACUUGUUGAGAAAGAUUAUUUUGGUUUACAAUAUGCAGAAAAUGGAGCUACAACAUGUACAUAUUCACCUGACAUAAUGAGGUGGCUAGAUCCGAGUAAGCCAGUUAAAAAGCAGAUAAGAAGUAAGGGUGGGCAGUUUUAUUUUAGAGUAAAGUUUUAUGUAUCUGAUCCCAGUAAAUUACAAGAAGAAUAUACUAGAUAUCAAUUUUACUUACAAAUACGGAGAGAUAUUCUUCAAGGAAAGCUUCAGUUACCACCAAGUACAGCGUGUCUUAUUGCUAGUUAUACUGUUCAAUCUGAGUUGGGUGAUUAUCAUCCGGAAGAACAUGGUCCAGGAUAUCUUUCUAGAUUACAGUUAAUACCAGGACAGACUGAGGAAAUGGAAAAAAAGAUAGCUGAAUUACAUAAACUUCAUAAGGGUCAAUUACCAGCUGAUGCAGAAUUCAAUUUUUUAGAUCAUGCAAAAAGGUUAGACAUGUAUGGGGUCGAAUUACAUAAAGCUAGGGAUUCAACAAAUAAAGAAAUACAAUUGGGUGUAACAUCUAUAGGGUUAGUAGUAUUUCAAAAUGGAAUAAAAAUCAAUGUAUUUUCAUGGUCAAAAAUAGUUAAAAUCUCUUUCAAACGGAAACAGUUUUUUAUUCAACUCAGAAGAGAACAGUCAGAAAAUUAUGACACGUUACUUGGUUUUAACAUGCAAACAUAUCGAAGUUCAAAGAACUUGUGGAAAGCAUGUGUGGAGCAUCACACAUUUUUUAGGCUUCACAGUCCUAAAACGAGGCCAAGACGUUUUCCACUUACUUUAAGUAGUAGAUUUACUUAUUCAGGGCGUACUGAAUUUCAAACAGUUGAAGAUGGAAAGCAUAGAGCAAGAGUGGAAAGAACAUUUAUUAGAUCUCCCAGCAAAAGAUUAGUACAUGGAGUGACAUCAGCUUCGAUUAUCGAAGAGAAAGGAAAACUAUCUGUUCCUCCUGGGAGACCUCCUAGGCCAUAUGACAACAAAGUUCAAUCUCUUGGUGCUCGUGAACCUCGUCAAGCGUGGGGCGAAGGGAAUCCCAGUGACGAUGAGGGUGGCUUUCUGUCUCUUCGAGAAGAAAUAACAGGCUCGCAUACACAAGGCAACGCGUUUUCGCCCGUAUUAGGUUCUAGAGUAUUAAGUUAUGCGGAUGAUGAUACAACGGCUGAAAGAAAUAUUUAUGAUCUACCUGACUACAGUGAGCCUACAAGUUCACCUGCUCCUCAGAUAGUGGAAGAUGGAUUAGUAACAAUAUCAUUGACGCCAGAUGAACAGGGUCGAUUUGGAUUUAAUGUAAAAGGUGGUUUAGAUCUUGAUAUGCCUAUUUUAGUAUCGAGAGUAGCCCCAAAUACGCCUGCUGACCGUUGUUAUCCAAAAUUAAACGAAGGAGAUCAGGUAGUAUACAUCAAUGGAAUUGAUGUGAGUGGAUUGUUACAUGAACACGUCGUAAACCUAAUUCGUCAGUCUCGUGAUUCGGGAUCAGGUGAACUGACGUUAACUGUUAGGCCAAAUGCUUUGUACAAUGCUCUAGCCGGUACUGAUGAAACAUCCGAAGAAGAACCUCCAUAUAGAUACGUUCCGGAUGCACCUCACGCAGCUAUUGGAUCAGACGCAUUAGCACAAUCAAUGUUACUUCUUGCUGAUGGUUUGGCAAGUGGUGCUCUUAUUGCACAAUAUGAGCAGUUGUACAGAAAAAAUCCUGAACUUACCUCUCUCGAAUCUAAGAAGCCUGAAAACCAGAGUAAAAAUCGUUAUCGAGAUAUCUCACCAUACGAUGUUACUCGAGUGAUACUUAUGGGUUCUGCGAGUGGAGAUUACAUCAAUGCUAAUUAUGUGAACAUGGAGAUACCAGGAUCGGGUAUUAUCAACAGAUACAUUGCCACUCAAGGACCUCUGUCUUCAACUGUCGCUGACUUUUGGCAGAUGGUUUUAGAAGCAGGCAGCACUCUUGUUGUAAUGCUUACGACUCUAGUAGACCGUGGCAGAGCAAAAUGCCAUCAGUAUUGGCCUGCUCUAAACGAGACUCUCACGUUGCGAAACCUCACGCUAACAUCCACUGCCGAGAAUGUUGAAGACACUUUUAUAUUUCGAGAAUUCAUACUUCGUGAUAUUAAUACUGGAGAGGAAAGAGACAUAACGCAUAUGCAGUACUGCAGUUGGCCAGAUCACGGUGUUCCUAGUGAUUGGCGACAGUUUACGACGUUUACUGAAAGAGUACGGGCAGCUCGAACAGGAAUAGUGGAACCUGCUGUUGUUCAUUGUUCUGCUGGGAUAGGCAGGACGGGUGUUUUAGUCUUAAUGGAAACAGCACUGUGUCUUAUUGAAGCCAAUCAACCAGUGUAUCCGCUGGAUAUUGUGCGAUCUAUGAGAGAUCAAAGAGCAAUGAUGAUACAAAAUGCUAGUCAGUAUAGAUUCGUGUGUGAAGCAGUUCACAAAGCUUACAGCGAAGGAAUAGCUAAACCACUUCCAGAAUUUAGCAGGUGAAAAUAACGUAAAGUUGAGAAGCAUUGUAUUUACCAUUUUUCUUACAUUUUGCUAAAAGCAUCACAUCAUUAGGAGAUAAUUUUAUACUCUGACAAUAAUAUACAUAUAUAUUAUUGACUAAUAGAAAAGAUAUAUACUAUUUAAAAUAGAUAUUUUCCGUCUAAAAACUUCAUUAACAAAAAGAUCUAACUUUUCGCGCCUUUGAGUUCGUUUGUUUUUAUUUAUACAUGAACAUUUGUACAUAACGAAAUUUCGAUAAAGUAAGUUUACUAAUUUAUAUUUAAGCUAAAAAUAUAAGCGUCGAAGUAUUAUUUAAAGUAAUUACGUACUAUGACUUUGUUCUUAUUAUUAUUAUCAUCGUUAAUUUUCACUUUCGUAUAUUAGAUAAAAAGCAGAGGUACGGAAAGUUAAAUUUCAAACGAUAUUAAUAACGUCCUUUUAGAUUGUGAAAAUCAAUUCCUUCCAUUAAAUACAAUUGUCAUUUAAUCUCAUUUUAAGAGAUUUAAUUUUUGUAUUACUACUCGUAAGAGUGAUCGUGAUACAAAUGAAAUCAUUUUGAGAACUAAACGAGGCAAAUUAGACAUUAUAAAUUUUGAUUGAUGCGUUAGCAAGACAUUUAGAAAUAUGAAAGGUGCCAAUUUAAAACUAAUGCCUUGGAGAAAACCAAAAUAAAACGUUAAAAAUAUAAAUUAGCACAAAACUAAAGAAAAAGGCCGAAUCUAUAGUCAAUCUAUUAAAGUAAGCUAAAGAAUGUGAUUAAAUAAAACAAUUUUCAGAACAUUAAAUAUUUUGAAAAGUUUUUAAGAUAAUUACUCGUAAACUCUGCUCUCUUUCAAACCGAUAACAAGUAAUGCAUCUAACAAUUCGUCCCUAGUUUAACUUGUAAUUAUAAAUACUAUUCUACUUGUAGUAGUUGUAAUUUCUAAUAUCGUUUAUACAAUGUACAGUUUAGCCUCUAUUCAAAACAAUAGCGUAUACUACCGAAAUAUCAAAAUUUAUUAGAAGAAAGCAAGUUUAAUAAAUAUAUGGUAAAGAAAACUGUUUAAGGUGAUAUUAUAAUGCAGUGGUAUUUUAAUAUUACUUUAAGUUAAAAUUAUUUUAAAACAAAAUCAAUAUAAGUUAGUAAUUUCAAUGAAUUUAACAUUAUUAUUUUAGUAAUUUAUUUACAGUAUAAUCAAAAUAAAGGAAAGCUACUUUCAUUGCAAUAACUUGAUUGCAAAGGGUCAUUGUAUUAUUGUGUAAUACUUUGCGUGAUAACUAAAAAUUGAGUAAAUUUCUAACGCAUAUCAUACCAGUAAGCAGGAUAGUAAAAAUGCAACCUGAUUUUAAUAUUCUCUACUUUACUAAUAAUAUUUAUCUACGUUAUUGACAAUAGUGCCUUCUAUAUGUACAUCUAAAUAACUACAAUGCUAGAAUACUUAUUCAUAACAACUGUUAUACUAUACAGUUUCACUCUAUACAGUUUUCUUUACAGUUUUGUUCUCGACUAAUACUAUUGCGUUUAUUCAUUGUGUAUAUUUUUUUGUAUAAUUGUCCAUAAUUUUUUUUAUAAUUUAUCUGGCAGCAGUUAUGUAAAUACAUCUUCAUAUGUUUUACUCAACUUCUGUUUCAUGAUCCAUGAUUUCAUAUAGCUCGAGUAAUUAUUUAUUUAUAGUUAUUAUUAGGUUAACAAAAAAAUACUACAAUUAUAAAUAAUUAUUAGUUUUUAAUUAACUAUAAGCUACUAUUGACAGAUGUUGACAAAUUUCGUAACUGAUGGAUGUAAAAUUUAUCAUAAUUUUAACUUAUAUUCAAGAUUAUUAAAAAUGCAAAAUAUGAUAUUUGAAUAUCACAAACAUCAAUCACAGAACACUAUUGUUAUUAAGUUAUGAUAUCUUUAGGAUUUAAAUUACUAUAUAUUUCCUAUAAAAAUGGAAAUAUGUUAGGCAAAAUUGUAGUAAAGAAAAAACUUUGAAAAAUUUUGAGAGAAAAGGUCAGAAUUAAAAUCAUUAAUGAAAUCAAAUAAUAUUGUAGAAUUUAGUUUCUAUUAAGUAGACACAAAAUAUGGUAAUGCAGUAAUAUUUACGGUUGUAACAAAUUCGAUGCGUUUUCUUAUACUAUUUCACAUGCAGAAUAUUUAAAACACAUUAUUUUAUAAAAAUAAUUAGUGUAUUCACCUUGUAUUUUUAACGAACAAUUUACAAGGAUAUAAUUUACUCAAUAUAAUUGAUUCCAAAAGAACAUUCUUAUCUUUCCGUACUAUGUACAAGUACAUACAUACAAAUAGUACAAAAAAAAUUGAUUAGCCGAUAAAGAUAUUUAGAAAUUAUACUCGUCGAAAUUGAGCUGCAUACGUGCCAAACAUAAUAUCGAACAAAUAUUGAACAUAAAUAAAGUGCCACAAAUCUUCAUAAUCCAGUCAAUAGUUGUCUAGUCUAAUUUGUACUUUGAAAAUAUAAUAAAAACAUUUUAUAAUAAUCUA
Megachile rotundata (alfalfa leafcutting bee) is the source of this 5797-nucleotide messenger RNA. It is a transcript of the gene Ptpmeg, whose product is annotated as protein tyrosine phosphatase Meg. Gene Ontology annotation, biological process: protein dephosphorylation. The record is from RefSeq and is a predicted model, not a curated record. Gene Ontology annotation, cellular component: cytoskeleton. NCBI's taxonomy places the organism in Eukaryota, Metazoa, Arthropoda, Insecta, Hymenoptera, Megachilidae. Gene Ontology annotation, molecular function: protein tyrosine phosphatase activity; protein binding.